GCCACUUUGCAAAAAAAAAUGCGCUGUUAAAAAUUUUCUCGCUGACAACAAACGCGCUUUUAUUACCAUCGCAAAUAAUAAAUUGAUUUAAAAUGACAACGUAGUUGUGUAAUUAAAGUAUAUAUGUGCUGCAAUUGUUGUUAAAAACGUGCGUUAUUGCUUUACAAGCGGCCGCCGUCAAUAAAAUUUGGCAACUUUUUUUUACCGCAGCAGUCACUGCACUCAGAUUGUGAAAAUUGCAUAUUGGAAAUAAAGCGAGCAUAGGAAACAGGAACAGCUGCUAACCAUGGCGGACAUUGUUUAUCCCAACGGCUGCAGACCGUUGGUCGAGGAUCUGGGCACUGAUGAGCUUAUUCGACGUCUCAAGACACUGGCUAAUGUGCUACAGACCAUGGAUCAGGAUGAUAAUCUUCAUCAGCAGUAUAUACCUCUGGCAUUGCACUUACUGGACGAUUUCUUUAUGCAGCAUCCAUCGCGAGAUGUUCAAUUGUUGAUCGCAUGCUGCAUAGCGGAUGUAUUGCGUGUUUAUGCACCUGAAGCACCCUACAAGGAGCAGGAUCAAAUUAAAGCGAUAUUCAAGUUUUUUAUUAAACAAUUGCAUGGCCUCAAGGAUCCACGGGAUCCAUCGUUCAAGCGCUACUUUUACUUGCUGGAAAACUUGGCCUUUGUCAAGUCAUUUAAUAUGUGUUUCGAGCUCGAAGAUUGCCAGGAAAUAUUUUACGAACUCUUUACCACCGUUUUCAAGCUCAUCAACGAUCAGCACAGUCAUAAAGUGAAAAACUUUUUUCUGGAUGUAUUAAGUCCACUUAUCACCGAAGCAGAUAAUUUAUCAGUGGAACUUUUGGAUCUUAUACUGAUCAACAUUGUGGAACCCAACAAGUCAACUAAUAAGCAUGCACAUGAGCUGACGGAGCAGUUGCUGGUCAAAACUGGCGAUGCCUUUGAGGCAACCAUCAAAUUGUUCUUCAAUCGUUCUUUGGUCAUGGACAGGCCGAACUCGAAACUCUCGAUAACGGGCAAGAUCUAUGAUCUCAUCUAUGAGCUUAAUCAAAUCAACAGUGAUCUGUUGGUUUCAGUGCUGCCGCAACUGGAGAAUAAACUGCUCUCUACAGACGAUGCCGAGCGACUGAAAGCCACAACGCUGCUGGCGCGCAUGUUCUCCGAGAAGGACUCCCAGUUGUCCAAGAAGUAUCCAUCGCUAUUGCGCACAUUCUUUGGUCGCUUUUGUGACAUUACCGAGCCAGUGCGUGUGAAAUGCGUUCAAUCCUCAAUGCACUUUCUCCUUAAUCAUCCGCAUCUGCAGCCGGAAAUCACUGAGAAGCUGCGCUUGCGUCAUCACGAUCUGGAUGAACUGGUGCGCUAUGAGGUUGUCAUGGCCAUUGUGGAAACGGCCAAAAGAAACUUUGAGAUAGUCGUCAAGUCACCGGAAUUGCUGGAAAUUGUUCGGGAACGCACAAUGGACAAGAAAUACAAAAUCCGUCGCGAUGCAAUGAAUGGUUUGGGUUAUAUAUAUAGACGCGCCAUUUGCGAGCCAAAUGAUUUGAGUGCAGAGGUGAAGCAACAAGUGGAUUGGAUUAAAAAUAAAAUCAUGCACGGCUAUUAUAAAGUUUGUCUCGAGGAUAAACUGAUGGUGGAGCGACUGCUGAUAACCUGCUUAGUUCCGUAUAAACUGGCGCCCGAGGAGCGCAUGAAGAAGUUGUAUCAUCUGCUCGGUGAUCUCGAUGCGAAUGCCACGAAAGCCUUUGUGGAAUUGCAAAAGAAUCAAAUGAAGUCACGUCACACGGUCAGCGAAUGGAUUAAAUUGCAUCACUCCAAGGAGUUUACACCACGCGUGCUGAGCCAACUGGCUGCCAAACAGAGCACUAUUGCCAAAUUGCUGCCGGAACCUUUGAAAGCUAGUGAGUUUAUCACUCAGUUCAGUCAGCAUCUGCGCAAGGAUGCGCAAUUAUUACGCUGUGUCAACAUUGUGCUAAAACGGGAUGUCAGUUGUCGCGAGUGUGCGGAUACAAUGAGUGUGCUGCUCAAGAAAUUGGGUGCCCAUGUUAUGACGAAUCUGUACUACAACACUGUCAAGAUGCUCGUGGAACGUGUUGCCUCUGUUAUGGUGGAUAAGGAAUCAAUUGGAGUGCUCAUCGGCCUGAUCGAGCAGUGCAUUCAGGGCGGAGAUAUCUGCAAUGAGAUUGGAAUAUCACCACACGAAGCUGGCGAACGUGGCCUAAAAUUGUUAAGCAUGCUAUCGUAUGUGUUUUCGGCCCACUUCUUUACGGAUACCUCGCUACGUCGCCUGAUUGCACUACUGAGCUAUGACCAUGAAUAUGUUGCUCCACUUGUGUUGAAAACAUUGACACAUUUGGGUCGCUAUCAGCCGCUGAUUGAUGAAGCCAAUCCGGCCAUAUUGAACGAAUUGGCGCCCAUCUGCAAGGACUUUGCGCUGUUGGGAACGCCAAAGCAGGCGAAGCAUGCGGUGCGCUGCAUCUUUGUGAACAGUCAAUCAUCGUCGACGGCAACAACGGAUGGCGGUGGCAGUGCAUCCACAACGACCCAGACAGUACAUCCCAUAUUUAAUGAGAUCAUUGAGGAGCUGCGUCUUAAAUUGGCUCCCAAUUGUGAAUAUCAUCGUACAAAGAUUGUGACAUUGGGUCACAUUGCUUACAAUAUGCCGCAGGCAUUCCUAACACCCGUUAAGAAUAUGAUUGCCCGUCGCAUUGUCAAGGAGUUGCUCAUACAGGAGGUGCCGGCUCAACGGGAACACGAUCUGCCCGAUUCCGAUUGGUGUGAACAGGAUGAACUGCCACCAGAUACACUCUGUAAACUGGAUGCUCUCAAGACAAUGGCACGCUGGCUGCUUGGCCUGCGCUCCGAUGAGCAUGCGGCCCAGAAAACCUUCCGUAUGCUGGCGGCCUUUGUGAAUCAACGCGGUGAUCUCUUGGCCCAAAAUCGCCUGUGUGGCGCCGAAAAGUCGUGGCUACGUCUGGGCGCCGCCUGCGCCAUGCUCAAGGUGUGCGAGCAGAAAGGUGUCGGCGAUCAGUACAGCGCCGAGCAGUAUUUACAGCUGUCCCAGCUGAUGGAGGAUCCUGUGCUGGAGGUGCGCGAGAUCUUUGCGCGAAAGUUGCACAAGGGCUUGGGCAGAAGUUUGCCCCGUAAUUGUCUACCCCUCGACUUUAUGGGUUUCUAUGUGCUUAGCGGCAUGGAGACCAACAGAAAAUUGCAGGAUCAGAUACGCCACUAUGUGGAAGCGGAUGUAAAUAAACGACGGGAAUAUCUUAAAACUGUGGCAAUGACGUCUCCGGACAGCUCGACGGAAUCACAGUCGUUGCAUAUAUUACCUGAUUACAUGCUGGCCUUUGCCAUACCCGUGCUGGUCCAUGAUCCCAGCUAUACGAAUCACGAGGAUUAUGUGCAGCUACGCAGGAUGGAGAAGUGCUUACGUUUCAUACUCGAACCGUUGAUGGCGAAGCGGGAAUCAUUUGUGUAUAGCUUCUAUAAGCAGCUACUGCAGCUGAUCAAACAUCGCGAGUAUAGCCAGAGCUCGGAAAAGGAUAGAUUGCAAAAUAACUAUAAAAUGUGGGCGCUCUGUGAUCUCGCCAUGCACAUAAUCGAUGCCAAAGUUGGCCAAUGUGAUGGCAAUUCGAGCGCAUUCUCAAUGCCACUGGCGCUGCCUGAAAUGUACUAUAAACUGCCUGCCGUUGCAAAUUUCCAGAAUAAUGAAAUUUAUAUACCACUGGACGUCUAUACGCUCGGCGCCAGAUCUAGCAAAGCGACUGCAUCGACGACAACGGCAAUGUCAAAUGCAACUGCUGCUGGUUCCAAAAGAGCUGCAGACUUGGCGAUUAUGGAUGAUGAAAACUCACAGGAGAACAAUCUAUUUGAUAACAUACGUGCCGCAGAUACAACGGAGCCGAUGGCCAAGAGGACGCGCGGAGGUGCAGCAACGGCACCUAAAUCGUAGAGAAGGAGCGCUUACUUGUUAGUCUAGUAUUAGUUUAGGUCCUAAGUUAACUAAAUAUUUAAGAGUACUACGAUUAGAGAGCAUACACACACACACACCCACACACAAAACAACAACACCAGCAACCAGCAAACAAAUCCCUCAGCAGACCCGCUUGAAAUUCUUGAAAUCCUUUCCUCGUGUGUGGAUGGAUGAAACUGACCAGCCAACCAACCAAUAUGGCAACAUAACAAAUGCUGAUAGUGUCGUUUAAUUUUGUUACUUUUAGUUGUAAUUAUAAAGUAUAGUUUUUUAAUUUUAUUAUAAUAUUCUAUAUUUUGAAUUGUGUCGUAUUAUAUGCCCCAUUUCGGCUAAUUUUAAUGUCCGCCUUUGGCACUUCUAUUUUAAAAGCAAGCAAAAAAAACCAAUAAUAUUUUUUAGAUAUGUAACAGAGAAAUGUGUCGAAUAAAUGGAAGAAUUAUAAUGCAAA
Drosophila innubila is the source of this 4418-nucleotide messenger RNA. It is a transcript of the gene pds5, whose product is annotated as sister chromatid cohesion protein PDS5 homolog B. Gene Ontology annotation, cellular component: nucleus; chromatin. The record is from RefSeq and is a predicted model, not a curated record. The transcript has 14 exons. Gene Ontology annotation, biological process: DNA repair; mitotic sister chromatid cohesion. Bases 287 to 3949 code for a protein of 1220 amino acids. NCBI's taxonomy places the organism in Eukaryota, Metazoa, Arthropoda, Insecta, Diptera, Drosophilidae.